AUGGAUUUUCUAUUAAGUGAUAGCGAAGAACUUGAUGAUGACAUGUUGAUUCUUUGCAGCGACUUAAAGAUACAAGUACCAACAAAAAAACAGAAGAUAUUACCGGUAACAUUGACUGACUUAGAAAAUAUCGAUAUUAAUAACUUACCAAUAGAAAUAGUUUCCGAGCCUCCAUCUCCGCCUUUGCUGGGUCUAUUGAGCACUCAAAACAUUCAGGAUACCAUACCUCUUUCGUCUGAACAAGUUACCAUAGUACAUUUGCAGCCAAGAGAAGAAUUGCAGCCUUUGUCUUCGUCUGUUGAGGUUUCACCGCCAUUAGAAGCGACACAACCACCUGAAAAUGACAUUGAAGAGACAUUCUUACCUUCAGUUCCAUCUACCUGUUUAAAUGAAGAAGUACAGCCGCUUUCCACGACUGCUGGAAAUUCACCGUCGCUAUUGGAGCAACUACCGUCUGACAGUGAGAUCGAAGAUAUAAAUUCUAAUAGAAAAAGGAAAUCGAAGGGAUUCGCACAACCUAAAAAAUGGAAUAAAAACACAACAAAACUGAAGCGUAUGCAAGGUGAAGAAUAUGUGGGGUACCGUAGGGACAGGAAAGUUUCAGGGCAAGAGAAAUUUAAUGUACUUCAUGAUGUGCCACGUCCAGCACGUUCAAUUGGUUCACGUUGCACUUCCACAUUUUGCUCGAAGUCUAAGUUACGUGGCUGUUUUAGCUUGUCUGACAUCGAAAGAGAGAACAUUUUUGGCAAGUUCUGGAAAAGCAUGACUUGGGAGCAACGGAAACAGUACGUUGUAUCUCACGUCUCCGUUUGUGAAAAAAAGCAAGUAAAAGUAAAAUCUAAUUCUCGUAGAAGAGAGAGUAAACAGUACUUUCUCAGUACAUCAGAGGGACGUACCCAAGUUUGUCUGAAGACUUUUUUGAACACUCUGGGUUUGAAAGAGUCGACUAUAAGAUACUGGAUCGAUAGAUCUGAACAUGGCAUUGCUAAAAUAACACCACGACCAAACGACAACAAUGAUGAACGCGUUAUUAAGAAAGAAGACAUGACAUUCCUCAAACAGUUCUUCGCUUCGUUACCAAAAAUGCCCUCGCACUAUUGCAGGGCAUCUACAUCGAAACAGUAUUUAGAGCCGAUUGUUGAAAACAAGAACUGUCUUUUUAGGUUGUACAUCCAAGAGUGCGAAAAAGAGUCGAAAAGUCCACUUAGUCGCUGGACUAUGUGCAAAGUUUUUGACGAGUUGAAUCUAAGCCUGUUCUCGCCUAAAAAAGAUCAGUGCGCUACUUGCUGUUCGUACAAGGUAGGCAACAUAGCAGAGGAAGAAUAUCGAUCACAUAUUAAGAAAAAAGACAUGGCAAGAAGCGAGAAAGUGAAAGAUAAAGAGAGGAAGCUCGUCAAUUGGAUGACGUACAUGUUUUUACACAAGAUUUACAGGCCGUAA
Messenger RNA from Parnassius apollo (apollo), 1440 nucleotides. The record is from the annotation of a GenBank genome assembly. NCBI's taxonomy places the organism in Eukaryota, Metazoa, Arthropoda, Insecta, Lepidoptera, Papilionidae.